AUGGAUAACCUACCUCGACUAUCAGAGUUUGUGUACGUAGGAAUGUGUCGUGAAAUAGGGAGUCCUACAGAAGUGAGGAUCAGGAGAGAAGUGAUGGACACUGACGAGGUAAUGAAUAGACCUGUGUACAUCAUGAGGGGAUUUGAUAGAAUAAUGAGUGGGAGUAGCCGUGAGGGAUUCAGGAUGAGAACUUCUGAUCUUGAUUGGAUGUUGUGGCCUCCAGACCACAAGGUGAUAUGUGAUCUCUCUCAGAUCAAUCUCUACCGUAUUCCACAACACACUGUGAUUCUGAUGGAAUGUGAUGAUUUACCACCAGGAUUUACCAAACUUAAUCUGAUAAUCAAAUUACUGGCCUACGUUAGCACCAUCAUGGAUACAGAGAUGUUUCGAAAAGGGCUGGCCAAACCUGAAUUUUGCAUAACACAAAUGGAGAGAAUGAUUAGGGGAAGGCUGAUAUUUUAUCAACCUGUCAUUAUACAAUGUAUCACAUCAAAUGUUCUACGGAAUACUGCCAUGUACUUACAGAGUUGUAGAUAUAAAAAUGGAACUCGCAAUAAGGUUUAUUAUAAAGCAAAAGUAGAUACAUUGCUAAAACAGACGUAUAAGUUUGGAUUUUUAUCCGACAUUCUUUAUCUUGCUAUGAACUUCUACAGAACACGUAGAUAUGAAGACUCACUCAAAUGUUUACAUAAAGCCGAGGGGAGAAUAUCACUGCCGUAUAUUAUAUAUGGAUGUCAUGUAAAUGUAGAUAUGUAUAGACAUCACAUGGAAAGGAAAACCCUGGGUACUAAGAUGAGGAGAGCUGUAGUUAAAAAUAUUAAGCUAGAUAGCUUAUACAGUUACAUUGAUGAACUUGUGAUAGAACAGGAGGUCAGUAAGAAGCAGUGUAUGUAUUUAUUACAAAUUCCACCUCUAGUUAUGUUAAACAUGUUAUUUACACUGAAUCACCACAGACUGGGUGACACAGUCAGGUCACAACGAUCUCUACAGGAUCUACAGGCAUUGCUUCUCUAUGAUGACGGAACUCAUAUACCUCUUUACCCCAGAGAUAUUUCGUGGCAAAUACUAGGAAUCUGUCAACAAAUCUGUGGAGACUAUUCGGGAUCUCUCCAGUCUUAUCGAUAUUCCUUACAACAAAUACCAUUCCACAAGCUUCAGGAAGCAACAUUGAUAAGAAUACACAGUCUUCCAUCUGAUGCGAUCUGA
Saccostrea cuccullata (small rock oyster) is the source of this 1206-nucleotide messenger RNA. RefSeq lists its product as uncharacterized. The transcript is spliced from 3 exons. NCBI's taxonomy places the organism in Eukaryota, Metazoa, Mollusca, Bivalvia, Ostreida, Ostreidae. The coding region runs from base 1 to 1206 and encodes 401 amino acids. The record is from RefSeq and is a predicted model, not a curated record.